Cuscuta europaea is the source of this 683-nucleotide messenger RNA. NCBI's taxonomy places the organism in Eukaryota, Viridiplantae, Streptophyta, Magnoliopsida, Solanales, Convolvulaceae. The record is from the annotation of a GenBank genome assembly.
UCCUUCUCUGUACUUAUGUUUAAUGGGAGCAUGAUAGACACUCUUUAUAGGUUACAAGGGGUUGCACCCCCACAUCGUGUCAGUUCGUUUGGCCUAUUCGGAUGCCAUGAUUUUGAGCAACCUUUUCAACAAUUUGAAAAGGGAUGUUUGAGCAUAUGUUGGUGGUGUGCUGGCACAUCUUAUCAUGUAGGCCUCAUGAAACAAACUCAUGAAAAAGAAUAAAAAAAUACCCCAUCCGCAGCUAAAUGCCUAAACCUGUCAUGUUUUUAGCGAAGCCUCAGAGAGAAAAAUCUGCCAUAAAAACAAAGUCGCACUCUGGUCCUUUGUUAUGGUUCACUCCACAUAGAUAUUUCCCUCUCCAAAUCUGCAUCAGCUUAGCAGCGGUAUGUAGCAGGGACCUUUUUUCUGAAUGCUGCUUUUCUCUCUACAUUUAUACUCAUCUCCAUCAGAUUGUGGCUUGCUACCAUUAUAACUUUCAGCAACUUUUCAGAUACCUUUGUUUUGUCAAAAGGUUGUUUAGUUUGUUUAUCUUUAAUGGGUUGUUUGAACUCAUUUAGGUGAUGUAAAAAUACAUGUGAGUUUAAUGAAACAUCAAAUGUGAUUGAAUUUGAAGAUGAUAGUUCUUUGAAUGGGCUAUUUGACUCAGUUGCUUGAAGUUUUAUUGUUCCUUUGAUCUCUCUUUA